Messenger RNA from Pelagomonas calceolata, 1191 nucleotides. Lineage: Eukaryota; Pelagophyceae; Pelagomonadales; Pelagomonadaceae. The record is from the annotation of a GenBank genome assembly.
AUGGGCCUCGCCGCCUCCCUCCCGGAGGAGAGCGCCUACGCACCCUUCCAGGCGCUGGGGCUGGGUUAUACGGAGGAGCUCGUGCGGUCCUACAAGGAGCGCGAUUUGGACUUCGGCAUCGACCUGCCGACGAUAGAAGGCUUGACGGGCUUGGAUCGGGACCAGUGUGUCCAGCUCGUGGAGUCGCUGGCCAAAAAUGAUCCUCGCGAGCGGAAGCUCGUGAACGCCCUUGCCUUACUAAGUGGUGCCUGCAUCGCGGGCGAGGAAAAUGGAGAAGCAGCGGCUGCCAGAAUAUUUGACAUCUUUGACUUUGACGCGCGGGGCCAGAUUUCCAGGGACGAGCUCACGAUUCUACUGCUCUGUUCGUUGCGCGCGGCGAACGCGAUCCGAGGCCUCCAGGAUGAGCCCGACGACGACGCCACGGAAAUUAUUAGUGAUGCGGCCUUCGACCAGGCCAUCCCGCCGCAGGGCAAUCCUGAUGUUAUUUCGAAGAAGGAGUUCCUCGCUUGGGCGAGUCGCGCUUUGAGAGGUAUUGAAAGUGCAGAACAGUUCGUCGCGGCCUUCUCCUGCGGCAUCACGCCCGGCAUUGAUAACGAGGAGACCGACUUAGCUGCGGCGAAAUUGCAGGCGCGGAUUAGGGGCCGGAACGAGCGUUUGAACCCGACGGCGCCGCCGACAAAAGCGGUCGCGGAGCCGGCGCCCGAGGAGCCGUCGCCGGAAGAGCCGUCUCCAGAAGAACCGUCGCCGGCGCCCGAGGAGCCGUCUCCAGAAGAGCCGACCGACGCGCUCCCGGAGGCCGGCGAGGAGACCGACGCCGCCGCUGCCAAACUGCAGGCGCGCAUCCGCGGGAGGAACGAGCGGCUCCACCCCACGACGCCGCCCGCCAAGACGAACGCGGCCCUCGUCGAGACGCCCGAAGCCGACCCGCCCGUGGAGAGGCCUUCGUCGGCGGCCGCCGUCGCGGAGGCCGUGCCGCCGGCGCCGGCCGACGCGCCCGCUCCGGUCGCGGCCGACGCGCCUGCGGCCGCGCCCGCUCCCGCGGCCGCCGAGCCGCCUGCGCCGGCGCCCGAGGAGCCGGCCCCGGCGCCGGAGGAGGCGUCCCCCGAGGAGCCUGUCGAACCGGCGCCUGAGGAGCCGUCGGAGCCCGAGGCGGCGGCCGACGACGCGGCGCCGGAGCAGCCGGAGCCAUAA